Messenger RNA from Hemibagrus wyckioides, 4688 nucleotides. RefSeq names its product cyclin-dependent kinase 15 (gene cdk15). The transcript has 15 exons. The record is from RefSeq and is a predicted model, not a curated record. Gene Ontology annotation, cellular component: cytosol; cytoplasm; nucleus. The coding region runs from base 1120 to 2508 and encodes 462 amino acids. NCBI's taxonomy places the organism in Eukaryota, Metazoa, Chordata, Actinopteri, Siluriformes, Bagridae. Gene Ontology annotation, molecular function: ATP binding; cyclin-dependent protein serine/threonine kinase activity; cyclin binding. Gene Ontology annotation, biological process: protein phosphorylation.
CAUUUCUUAUUUUUAUUUAUACUACUACUACUACUACUACUAAUAAUAAUAAUAAUUAGUAAAGUUAUUCUUAUAAGAGGUGAGAUAUAUUAGGCAGUGAAUGAACAAUGUGUUGGAAGCAGAAAUAAUGUGACGAGAUAAAUUGUAAUGGUAAGACGACUGGGUCAGGUCUUGUGGUGUGUUCCUGGUAUUCAGUGAUUAUUACCUACCAAAUCUGGUCCAGAUGAGAAAGGGCAGCUGGUGAACCGGUGCCAGUAUCAUGGGCUCCCACGCUCAUUAAGGCAUUAUGGGAAGAAGGCAAGCCUGGUGGAGGCAGUGUGACGCUCUGGAAAAUGUUCUGCUGGAGUUCUGGCCAUCAUCAUGUGGAUGACUUCAGAUACCACAGCACACCUUCAGAGGUCUUCUGGAGGUCAUGCUUUGACGUCUCACCACUGUUUUGGUGGCACGUGCACUCUAUUAGCGCGGUGGUUUUAAUGUUAUGGCUUUAAAGUGACCACAAUUUCACUGGUAACAUUUGCAGAGUUCAGUGUAUACAAACAAGUGCUGUUUACUCUUUAACAGGUCGUGCUCACUCUCCUAAACACACACACACACACACACUGCACAAUGCACACACACUGCACAAUGCACACAUACAUUGCACACACUUGGCUCCCGCCUUUCAAAACAAACAUUACACCAUUGCCUCUCUCUUGAUUCAGCCAAUUGGGUGGUGGCUCCCAUCCGGCUGUCCUGAUUGGCUAGCAAAACACACACACACACACACACACACACACACACAGUCAGCGAUUGCGCAGGAGAAAGGAGGGAAACAGUGACAGAGCGAUAGUGUGUGUGCGUGUGUGUGGUGUGUGUGCGUGCGUGCGUGUGUGCGUGUGUGUGUGUGUGUGUGAAGCACAACUUGUUGGUGCAGCCGAUGCUGCUGUUACUGUUGCCGUGAGCUACAAGUAGGACAAGGUGAAUUUUCACAGGUCCACAAUCUCCCUCCAGAUGUGAGGGUCACUGUGAGGCUCCACAGCUGUUCGCACCGCUGGAUCCUUUGCGACAGCAUGCAGAAUCUCCGACACGCUGCGACUGAAGCGUUCCAGCGGCUGGGUUUGAAGCAGAGACACAUGGGCUAUGAGGAGAGCCGAACUCGAGGUAAUGGAGGAUUUGCGAUGGAGGCUCCGGCUCUGGGCUUCUCUGUGUGUGAGAAAGUGCUGCUGGUGUUGUGGAAGACAGAAAGAGAGAGAAGAGAGACAGGAACCUGUUUAUGAGAGGAAAGAAGAUUUGGGAGAACAAGAGGCAGCAUCAAGGAGUUGGAGUGUGUCAUCUCUACCUGCCCCUGAGCUGGGAGAGCUGGACGGUGUGGAAACUCCUCAGCCUCAGUGGUUUCACACUCUACAAGUGCGCAGGCUCCGAGCGCAGAGAGGACGCAGCAACAGCGACCCACUGGGGGGCAAAAACUUUCAGCCAGAGUUUCAAUGGAACACGGGGCUGCAGUUUGGAACAACCAACUCGUACCUGAACCUGGAGAAACUAGGAGAAGGUGCAUACGCUACCGUAUAUAAAGGAAUAAGCAGGAUAAACGGACACCUGGUGGCGCUGAAGGUGAUCCGAAUGAAGACGGAGGAAGGUGUUCCGUUCACUGCAAUCAGGGAGGCCUCUCUGUUAAAAGGCCUCAAACACGCCAACAUCGUCCUGCUCCAUGACAUCAUCCACACGCGCGAGUCCCUCACCUUCGUCUUCGAGUACGUGCAAACAGACUUGGCUCAGUAUAUGAUCCAGCAUCCAGGAGGACUUCACCCAUGGAAUGUUCGAAUCUUCAUGUUCCAGCUGUUGCGAGGUUUAUCGUAUAUCCACAGCCGGAGGAUUCUGCAUCGGGAUCUUAAACCUCAGAACCUGCUCAUCAGCUACCUGGGGGAGCUGAAGCUGGCCGACUUCGGUCUAGCCAGGUCCAAGUCGAUCCCGUGCCAGACGUACUCGGCAGAAGUCGUCACUCUGUGGUACAGACCGCCGGAUGUUCUCCUGGGGUCCACAGAUUAUUCUACAGCACUGGAUAUCUGGGGCGCAGGUUGCAUUUUUAUCGAGAUGCUGCAGGGAGCGCCAGCGUUCCCCGGCGUGGCUGAUGUGUUCGAACAGUUGGUGAAAAUCUGGAGAGUUCUCGGCGUGCCCACGGAGGAGAGCUGGCCGGGAGUGAGCGAGCUGCCAAACUAUAAAACGGAAUGGUUCCUGCCCUGCAAACCCCAGCAAUUCAGAGAUGUCUGGAAAAGAUUUGCACAGUUACCCUAUAAGACGGAGGACCUGGCGCAGCAGAUGUUGACGAUGAUUCCCAAAGAAAGGAUUUCAGCCCAGGAUGCUUUACGCCAUCCCUACUUCAACACACUGCCACCGCCUGUGAUGCAGCUGCGAGACACCGUAUCCGUCUUCAAGGUGCCUGGGGUGAGGCUGGAGACGGAAGUGAGUGAUAUCUUCAGUCCCAACAGACGGAUGAAAUCCUCCCUCGUGCCCCACGGGAAAUGCUGGUGAUAGACUCCUGCUGGCCGCAUCGAGCGUACAGGACUUAUCAGAAGUUCAGAGGAGGGAAGAAAAAACUCUUUUUAAUGGAGAGUCAUCAUGGAUUCCUUGUUAGCAAGAAGAACAGAACAAUCCUGAGUGUUGCUCUUAAGGGCAAGCAUCUAUUUGCAGUGACCAUGAAGUGUUUAAAUGGAUGGAUGGAUGGAGGGAGGGAUGGGUGGGUGGAUGGAUGGAUAAAUACUUGAAUAAAUGGUUGGUUAGAUGGAUGGAUAGAUAGAUAGAUAGAUAGAUAGAUAGAUAGAUAGAUAGAUAGAUAGAUAGAUAGAUAGAUAGAUAGAUGGUUGUUUGGAUGGAUGGAUGGAUGAAUGAAUACUUGGAUGGAUGGAUGGAUGAAUGGAUAUAUAAAUGGAUGGAUGGAUACUUGGAUGAAUGGCUGUUUAGAUGUAUGAAUGGAUGAAUGAAUACAUGGAUGGAUGGAUGUUUGGAUGAAUGGAUGGAUGGAUGGUUGGAUAGAUGAAUGGAUGGAUGGAAGAUGACUUGACAUAAACAGCACUUUUAAUCUAUCAUACAGAGAUGCCAACAUCUACAGUUUAGUCAGCGAGAACAAAUUUAAAAUGAAAGCGAUGAGAAGGUGAAUUCACUGAAGGGGAAAAGAUGCGAGAGAGACGCAAAUUUCAAUCUUACUUUCCUUUUGCUCGUGAACUUUGACAAGCAUCAGUCUUAGCAGGCAACAGGAAGCGAGAAGGCGGCGCUGUGCUGCUUUUGUUUGGUGAAAGAAUCGAGGAACUGCUUCUUAUUAACAGUCAACACCGAAUCAUUUCCUCACUGUUUUCUCACUGCUGCUUAGACAACAUCUGGAAAAAAACAAAUAAAUCAAAUCUCAUCUAAAAAAAUUAACAAUAAGAUAAAAUCCUGGAUCCAUUGAUAAAUGCUGGACUUUCUUGUUAGAGCAAUGUUGGGAUCUCUGUAGCCUAGAAUUUCUGUAGCUUUUUGUAAAUAUUUUUCCGAAAGGCCUUUUAAUGUGGAAAGAAGUGAGCCAGAGGGAGAGAGAGAGAGAGAACGAGUUAGAGAGAGAAAGACAGAGAGAGGGUUAGAUAGGGAGACAGAGAGACGGAGAGCUAAAGUACGACAGUGGGACAAAGAGAGAGAGACAGAACGAGAGAGUUAGAGAGAGAAAAACAAAUAGAGAGACAGAGAGAGCUAAAGAAAGACAGAGAGACAAAGAGAGAGACAAAGACAGAGAGAGAGCUAAAGAGAGACAGAAGACAGAAAGAGAGACAGAGACAAAGAGAGAGAGCUAGAAAGAGAGCUAAAGAAAGACUGAGGGAACAAAGAGAGAGAAAGAGAGAGAGGGAAAAAGACAGAGAGAGCUAAAGAAAGACAAAAGAGAGAGACAGAAGACAGAGAGAGAGAGAGAGAGAGAGAAAGACAAAGAGAGACAGAAAGACAAAGAGAGACAGAGACAGGAAGACAGAGAAAGUGCCAGAGAGAGAAACAGAGAGAGAGAGGGAGGUAAAAAUCUUACACAUAUGCACUCUGACCCGUGAACGUUAAGGCAAAUUGCAAAUUGAAAGGUCAUGGCCAUAUGGGAACAAGAGCUGGAGCCGAUCCCAGAUCCUCCCAGAGAGGGAGAGAGUGAGAAAGAGAAAGAGAGGGGAAGAGAGAGGGAGAGAGAGAGAUGAACAAUACUUUCCUGGAAGUUCUUCAUUCUUCCAAAUCCUUUCAGGUGAUGUGUCUUGUUAUUUUUCAUGGCCAUGUCUGACUGCUCUGCUCCCUCACUUUGGCAGCUUAUCGUCUCAUUUCUGUGCAGCUUUUAGCCUGUAUGCUGUGGAAGAGUAAUCUAAACACAUAUAUUAAUACAUAUUUUACAGAUCUUUGUGCAAAACAAAAAAAAGUGGUAUGGAUUUCUUUAGCCAUGUUCUCCUGUUCAUCAGGACUGUUUAUUGAUACUUGCUGAUUAAAACCCGGGAGCAGCGGUAUAAUGUAGGAGGAUCUCACAUACCGUUCCAGCUGCUGGAGCAACAUCUGCGUACACUGAUGACCCCGAAUCAUCGGCUGUAUGAUGAUUUCAUAUCCGUACAGGUGUGUAGCAUGUGAGCAGAGCGUAGCCAAAGUUGCAGAUGUGUGUGUGUGUGUGUGUCCAAAUCCUGAGUUCUGUUCAUGUUUAUGUCAAAUAAAUAUCUCUCUCAGAC